Molecule: messenger RNA, 1779 nt
Organism: Salarias fasciatus (jewelled blenny)
Lineage: Eukaryota; Metazoa; Chordata; Actinopteri; Blenniiformes; Blenniidae
Exons: 8
Coding region: 430-1779 (449 amino acids)
Source: RefSeq, a predicted model, not a curated record
CGGAUCGUGUUCCAAACAAUCUGAUCCAGCUUUACGUGAGAGCGGUCACCAUUAAGUCAAAGUCAAACGCCGCGGUUGGACCUUUAGUCGCCAGAAGAGUGAAGAGAGCGGGCGAGUCUGACGCCGCGGUUGAACCCAGAAGAGGGAUUAGAGGUAUGUAAUUUUUUUUUUCAUCACAGAGUCGAGAGUCCAGCAAGAUCAUCCAGGGCUUUCGAUUGUUCCCCAAGAAGCGUUCCCUGCUGCCGCCGCAGCUGCUGCCGUCGCCACGGCAACUUCAGCCGCUACCGUUCUGUGACCGACAUCAUCCAUCAGCAAGAGGCGCGGGAGAAGAGAGAUCUCUUAAAAUACGUGUUGAAGAAGGUCUGUAAAAGGCUGCUGUAAAGUGUGUUUUUUUUUUUUUUUCCUUUUCUUCUCAAUAAGGAUUCAAACAUGGAAAACUGGGAUUUGGCCUCUUUGUUUGAUUUGUGUCAGAGUGACAUGAUUCCUGUGCAGUUAGAACAAGCUGUACACGAACUUAACCAUCUAACACCAGAGCCUCCGCUGCCUGUUUCUGUAGCAUCAGACCCGACGACCAAUGAAAAUGUAAAUGAUUCAGAUCCUUUUGAUCAAAUAAACCAAAGCUGUUUUGGCACAAAUUAUUUUCAGCCUUUGGAAAACGCUCUCCAUCAAAUCACCCAGCCACAGGCAAACGAAUCAUCAGAGUCUCCGAUUAUGACUCAAAAUGUUGUCGAUGAAAAUGAAUUAAUACCCUCUCAGCAGGGAGGAGGAGGAGGAGGAAAGUUGAUGUGUGAAGAGUUAAACUCUCCCUCCUUCUCCUCCUCCCCAGAAGUUGAAAACGAUCAGGUCGAUACACCGGCCCCCUCUUCCGACCCGGCCCCCUCUGCCCCCACCUCUCCCUCCUCCUCCUCCUCCUCCUCCUCCGUCUCCUCUGGGCCUUCAUCAACCAGACCUGAAAAUCACACUCCGACGAUUGUAAGAGGAGAUCGCUGCAACAAUCGAGAAAUUAGGCAGUUUUUAAACAUUCCCCAACCUGACGCAGUACCCGAUUACGCAUCAUUUUACUCAAACGUAAUGGAAAACCUCCACGAUCUGGCCGACCGAGUAAUGUCGAUGGUCCGCCGAGAUGAUGCGAUUCAGGUGGAGCUGAGAGGUGAAAAUGUUCGCAGUCACGUUAGCGCAGUUAUAAAUAAAGAGGACUCGGUCCUAACGACCUUUGAAUCAUUGCUCGAUCGUCUGGUUCAGUCCAACAUGGCAGUUAUGCACGAUCCCAGCUUGGAAUUAAUCAUCCAGGUUGUGGAAAAGCCCACAGGAGGCGGUAAACGUAAGUUAGAAAAAACUCUAGACCAGGGACUCGCGCUUCGGAGGCCUCGUUGGUGCAUCCUCCUCUUCCACCAGCUCGCGCUUCAGAGGUCGACCGAGUAUCAGCACCGGCUUGACGGGCUUCGCCUUCACAACAUCCUCAACAGGUCCACGAGAAGGUUGAGGUUCCCGGCCAGAGCCAUGGCCAACAUUCCAGCCAGGGAUCUUGUCAGCCAACUGUACCAAGACCACCCAGUGUGCAACAGGAGAUGUCAAGCUUCCACAGUGGCUGCAGAGAGCAUGUGUCCCAUUUGUGAAGUUGUGUACCCUGCGGACAUCAUUGAGAUGCAUGCCAGCACCUGCAAUGACAGCUGGCCUACAAUGACAGAUGAAGAUGCCGACGAUGAUGAAUGCUCUUUGACGGACAAGAACCGCAUCACAGGUUACCUUCGCCAGUUCAUUGAAAAUGGACAAGCUUGA